CUUAAACAACCAACCAUUGUAACACUAAAGAAAAAUCAUGUCAAGGAAGAGAAAAGUUUCUGAAACACCAGUUGAAGACAUUAGUCCUUAUGAAACAAUCAAAGAAUGGAAUGAAGUAAUGAAGGAAUCUACUCAAUCUAGUUCAGAAGGAACAAAAAACAGAAAGAGAUUUGUUGGUGUAAGACAAAGACCAUCAGGAAGAUGGGUAGCUGAGAUAAAAGAUACCAUUCAAAAGAUAAGAGUUUGGUUAGGAACAUAUGAUACAGCUGAAAAAGCUGCAAGAGCUUAUGAUGAAGCUGCGUGUAUACUUCGCGGUUCCAAUACUCGAACAAAUUUCUUACCUUCUUCUAAAUCUUCCUCUAGUACUCAUGUUCUUCCUUCAAAAAUCAUCAAUCUCCUCCUUCAAAGACUUAAAGCAAGGACUUAUCCUUGCGAUUGCGGUCACAACUGCGAAUCUAUAUAUUGCGGUAAAAUGCAAGAAAAUGCUGCCGAUACAGUUGUGAUGCCAUUGCUGAGGCCUAAAAAUUCUUUAUAUUGCGGCCGCUAUGAACCUUUUAUUUGGGAUAAAAUGUGGGAAAAUGAGGCCUAUGCUGUCGAAAGUGAAGUUGCAAUGUCGUUGCAGAGACCUCAAAAUCCUUUAUAUUACGGUAAAAUGCAGGAAAAUGAGGCCAAUGCGGUUGCGAUUGCAAUGCCGCAUAGACCUCAAAAUCCUGUAUAUUAUGGCUACAAUUGCAGUUUCGGACCGCAAUUUAAAACCAUGUCUUCUUCCUCUUACAACUCUCUUUAUAUGAACAACAAACAAAAGCAACAAGGAGAUGUAUAUGGAAAUGAAUCAACAUAUAUAACAAAUGAACAAUUUAUAGAUUUCUUUGAUGGUCUUGAAGAAGAUUAUAACACAGGUAACAACAUUGAAUUUUGUAAUAGUAGUAGUAGUGCACAAAUUGAUGACAUUACAAGUGGUUUUGAAUCAUGUUUAACUGAAAAAGAUGAAUCUAUUUGCAAGGAAAAGGAAAUGAACAUUGAAUGUAAUUUCAGCUAUGUGAUGACACAAACAACAUCAAGUGAUGAAAGAGAGGAAGACAUUGAUUUGAGUUUCCAACAAAAUUUUCAAUUCCUUGACAAUGUUAAUGAUGUUGCAAUGAACUAUUAUUCUCCUUUUGAUAUUGAGGAGCAUGUGGAGUUAGAGAUCAAUGAUGAUGAUGAGUCUUCAAUGCUAAGAAAUGCUAUGAAGAGAAUGAAAUAUGAGAGGAAAAUUUCAGCUUCUUUAUAUGCAUUCAAUGGAAUACCUGAAUGCUUGAAGUUGAAACUUGGAUCAGAAAACAAAGCAAUAGAGUUUUCUAAUGAACUAACCAACCUCAAAAUAGCUUGUAACAAAAACAAAAUUGAUGCUUAG
Molecule: messenger RNA, 1393 nt
Organism: Trifolium pratense (red clover)
Lineage: Eukaryota; Viridiplantae; Streptophyta; Magnoliopsida; Fabales; Fabaceae
Exons: 1
Coding region: 38-1393 (451 amino acids)
Biological process (GO): regulation of DNA-templated transcription
Molecular function (GO): DNA binding; DNA-binding transcription factor activity
Source: RefSeq, a predicted model, not a curated record